CUCAGUCCCAGUCUCAGUCUCAGUUUCGGUUUUGGUUUUGAUCCCGGUGCUGGUGGAUUCUUGUCCUGGGCCUUCGGUCGGUCGAUCGCGCGGAGCGACCGUGCCCGGAAUGAAACAGGCCUUUUUUUUUUCCUCCUUGACCCGGGUCAUGUCCGUCCAUCUCGCUGGCGCUGUCCAUCCGACGCUGGUCCUGCAUUAGCCAUCUGCCUCCAAUAGCCGACAGUCCUUCCACCCAUGGCUUCAGAGCUCAGAGGCCCCACCAACUUUGCCGACGACGGCAGUUCCGUGAUUGAGCGGUCUGUCGAGGCGUCGUCGCUGGCUCCCCAUGCCGACGACUGGCAGAGCUACUAUGACGUCGGCCGCACCGUCGCAAUCAUCCAGGAGCGGGGCUAUCGCAAUAUCGCCCUCCAGUUUCCAGACGAGCUUCUGCAGGACGCCGACCAUGUUGCGUCAUACCUCAAAGAGCACAGCCACCAACACAUCUACAUCCUCGCCGACACAUCAUAUGGGAGCUGCUGCGUCGACGAAGUUGCCGCUCAACACGCCAGCGCCGAUUUCAUCGUCCACUACGGCCGUGCUUGCCUGAGUCCCACCUCUCGGAUUCCGGUUCAGUAUGUCUUUGGAAAGGAACCCGUUGAAGCCGACCACUGCGUCGCCGAGCUCCGCAAACACAUCCCGGAUACGUCGCAGCCGAUUAUCAUGAUGUGCGAUGUCGUCUAUCACCACGCCUUUGAAGCCAUCGUCGCUCGUGUCCGAGAUUUGGGGUUCUCUCAAGUUUUUGCCGAAACCAUUCGGACCGAGCUGAAUCUAAGCACUCCCACCGCAGACGCCGUCAGCGCUGCAGAGUCCCACUCGAGCAGGUGCAAGCCAAGCACAGAGGCUUGCUGCGGUGCUCGAACAGCAGGUCUCGACGAUUCCAGCGCAUGUGCUGGUGCCGGCGCUUGCUGCCAACCAUGCAGGCCAGGUGCCACUGUCGAAUCAGCGAUCGAUGUAUCAAAGCCGCGACAGUACACCUUGCCGGACUCGAUCGCCAAGGAAGACUGCAUCCUCUUCUACGUUGGUGGUGAAAGCCUGGCGCUCACCAACAUCAUGAUGACACACAACUCGAACAGCACCAUCACAUACAACCCAGCAACUCGGGUCUGCCGCCACGAGACCGCAGCCGUCAACCGCAUGCUCAUGAAGCGCUAUUACAUGGUGCAGAAAGCCAAGGACGCCGGCAUUAUCGGCAUCGUGGUUGGGACUCUUGGUGUGGUGUCGUACCUCGAUACCAUCAGCAAUCUCAAGAAGCUCAUCAUCUCCAGUGGCAAAAAGCCCUAUCUGAUCUCAGUCGGCAAGCCCAAUCCAGCCAAGCUCGGCAACUUUUUGGAGAUUGACUGCUUCGUCUUUGUGGCGUGCCCCGAGAACUCGCUGAUCGACUCGCGCGAGUUCCUGCGGCCUAUUUUGACGCCAUUCGAGCUGCUCAUAGCCCUCGGAAGCGGGAAGGAGUGGACGGGUGCAUACGAAACCGACUUUGGAAAGGUCGUGGACGAGAUCGGCGACCAGGCUCGUCUCAAGAUGCAGCAGCAUCAAGGAAGCACCCAGUCUGAAUCCCGUGCGGCGGGGCAGAAUAACGGCAGCGACGCCGACGCCGACCCAGACGCUCCUCGGUUUUCGCUCAUCACCGGAGGCUACGUUCAGGAUACAAAGUAUGUUGCAGCCUCGAGCGACGACUCGACCGACGGCGCCGGUGCGGUUGCCCUGCGCAACAACAGCGGCCAGGUCUCGACCGUCGUCGCCUCCGUCGCAAGCCUGUAUCUGAACGAGAAGCGGACCUUCAAGGGUCUGGAAGUGCGUCUUGGUGAGACUGAAGUUGCCAAAGUGCAGGAAGGACGUGACGGCAUUGCGCGCGGAUACAGCGCAGAAAGGACGCUGUGAACUCGGCGGAUCGACAGCAAUGUCUGUCCAUGAGCCGACACGGGACGUUUGUCACUGCUGCUUUAGUGCAAUCGCAUGGAUAUGCUGCAAAGGGUGGCUUGUAUUCAGGACCCAGAAUAAAACGACAGGCCUGACU
Polychytrium aggregatum is the source of this 2053-nucleotide messenger RNA. Its product is annotated as diphthamide biosynthesis protein 2. Lineage: Eukaryota; Fungi; Chytridiomycota; Chytridiomycetes; Polychytriales. Gene Ontology annotation, biological process: protein histidyl modification to diphthamide. The record is from RefSeq and is a predicted model, not a curated record. Gene Ontology annotation, molecular function: 2-(3-amino-3-carboxypropyl)histidine synthase activity. The transcript has 4 exons. Bases 235 to 1917 code for a protein of 560 amino acids.